This is a messenger RNA of Eucalyptus grandis, 1183 nucleotides long. Its product is annotated as binding partner of ACD11 1. The coding region runs from base 144 to 992 and encodes 282 amino acids. Lineage: Eukaryota; Viridiplantae; Streptophyta; Magnoliopsida; Myrtales; Myrtaceae. Gene Ontology annotation, molecular function: RNA binding. The record is from RefSeq and is a predicted model, not a curated record. The transcript has 5 exons.
UCCAUUUUUCUGCCGUGUCCACUGCAUAAAUCUCCUUCUCUCAAGCUCAGCUCUCAUUUCGAAGAAGAAGAGGACGACGAACAACGGCGGCGACGGCGACGGCGACGACUACGACGGCGGCCUGAGGAAAGAAUAGCAUUGCCAUGUCGCUGACAACUGUUAAGGUUAGCAAUGUCUCCCUAGGAGCAACAGAGAGGGACCUCAAGGAGUUCUUCUCAUUUUCCGGUGAUAUUGCAUAUGUUGAGAUGCACAGUGACACUGAGCGGUCUCAAGUUGCAUAUGUCACGUUCAAGGAUGCUCAAGGAGCAGAGACUGCCAUUAUGCUUUCGGGUGCAACUAUCGUUGAUAUGUCUGUCAGCAUUGCUCACGCUCCAGAUUACAAGCUUCCUCCUGAUGCUAUAGCACCACCAGUAAAAGUAACUGAAAACAAAAGUCCAGCUGGUGGUGACUCUGCUUUGCGAAAAGCAGAGGACGUAGUUACCAGCAUGCUAGCUAAGGGCUUCAUAUUGGGCAAAGAUGCAGUGAACAAAGCCAAGUCCCUUGAUGAGAAGCAUCAGUUGACAUCGACCGCCUCAUCAAAAGUCGCUUCCUUUGAUAAGAAGAUUGGGCUGACCGAGAAAAUCAGUGUGGGUACCGCAGUUGUGGGUGGCAAGGUCAGGGAAGUGGAUCAAAAAUUUCAAGUUUCGGAGAAAACUAAGUCAGCAUUUGUGGCAGCCGAGCAAAAAGUUAGCAGUGCUGGAUCAGCCAUUAUGAAGAACCGUUAUGUGUUCACAGGGGCGUCGUGGGUAACAGGCGCUUUUAACAAAGUUGCAAAGGCAGCUGGGGAAGUCGGCCAGAAGACAAAGGAGAAAGUGGGAAUGGCCGAAGAGGAACAGAAGAGAAAAGUAGUGGAUGACUUUGCUCAGAUUCAUUUAUCCGAGUCUCCAAAGGCUACUGCUUCCGCUGAGCCGAAGCCAUCGAAGCACGAGCCUGUUCAAGGUCUGAUUCUGUGAUCUGGUUCUGUAUUGAACAUUGUGUAUCAUUUCAGAUACUCUCAGUUACUUGUCUGCUGUUGACCACCAGAACAGUGGUGCUUCAUUAUAGUCAAGUUGUCAUAUAUCGUUGCUUACAGACACUUAUCUUCCUUUACCCCUCCCACCUCAAAAGGAUUUUUCCUAUGUAUGCAAAAUCUUUCUGCUGGAAA